GCUUAAAAUAUAAAGUAAAAUAAAAUACGACGUUAAUAACUGUAAGCAAAGAUAUUGAAGAUUGUUGACAAAUUCACAAAGGAUAUUUCAAACGGCAAUCGUUUGAAAUGGAGACAGUUGUUAUGGAUUUUGAAAACGUAAGCCAAUGAGAGCGCUCUUUUUAUCUAUAUUGCCAAUGUUAAAAAUUGUCCAAUUAUAAAAGUACUACUACACAAUUGUGUUAUACUCCUUUAUAUUUUAUAUGAGUUUUAUUAAUAUAUAUUGGUAAUAUCUAUAAUUUUAUUUAUAAGGCUGAAAUUUAAGUGUCGAAAUCAAUGGUCCUUUACAUUCAAUUCAUAACAUGACGAUUGAAAAGUGCUUUUUGCGCCUACUUGAAUAAAGAAUAUACUCCUUUUAAAAUGAAUAUUAUUGCACUUAAAUGUUAAUUCAAAUUAUAAUGUAUAUUAUUUAUUUUUUCGUAGGCUUUAAAAGAUAAAACUAAAUGUGAUGAAACAACUUUUUUAGUGAUGAUAUAAAAUUAAUAGAAAGUUUUUAAUUUCUUAAAGUGCUAUUAUUAAUUCCAUCAAUAUAUUUCAAUAAAUAUAUUUAUACCUCUAUAUUAAAUCAUUAAAGAUUGUAUUUGGGUAAUAAAAAAUAUUUUUCUCUAUUACUAAUAUGUCACUGUUUUAAAUGAGGGUAAUGCUACACAUUUUAUUGCAUUUGAAUGCUUACAUAUUUUGUUUUUAUUAUUUAUCUAACGAUUACACACUCUUUAAAUAAAGCAGCUUUUGUAUAUACAAUAAAGUAAGAUACAGACAAUUAUAUUUUGUUUUAGCAAAUAACAGCAUUAAGUCAAAAAAAGUUAUAUACAUUAACUCCAAAGGUCAGAUUAAACAGUACAUAGGAGAUUUGAAAUGGUGUUUAGUUAAAAAAUAAUAAUUGAGGCAUGGAAAAAGUUUAUUACGUAUUAGUGUACAAUACAAGCUGAUAAUAAUUUAUCUUGUUGAGCCAGGACUACAUCCUGGUAAUCAUUUGCAACUUUUGUUCGCUAAUAUAAAUCAGUAUGUAAUUAUGUCGCGCUUAUGGCUGUAGAUAAAACACGAUCGUUUGUUUUAUUUUCUUAUUUAACUCUGAUGACUGUUGCGGUGGAGUAAUUAUUAUCGUUUUAGUAAAACUAUUUAUUUCUUUAUACUACAUUUUUUAGUGCGAUGAAUAUUUUUUAUAAUUAUUUUUUUAUAACAGUAGUCACUAUUUUUGCAUUUAAUUAUGGAACUGCUCUACGCACCUGGGUAACAACAGAUGAACUUGAAAAUCACAUUAGUCCAGACGAUCUGAAGGAAUUUAUUAAAUGGAGUGCGAAAAGUAACUCCACGGCAACGACUACGCCUGUCAUCGACUACGCUAGCUAUGAGGAAACUACGUCUAUCCUUCCUGUUCCUGAUUUAGUCGACUGCUUCGGCUUAGGUUCACUAACACGACAAAUAUGGCUUUUCAACAUGCGCCCCGACUCAUCUGAUGAUGUCAAUACACACUUCUACUUUUCUUCUCGUCGCAAGCCUGGCAGGGUUCAGGUCUUUGCUGGAUCCCAAUUUGGUCUCGAAUGGGUGGACUUCGACCCGGAUAGAAGAACCAUAUUGAUCGUUCAUGGAUUUAUGAGUCACAGUAAUGCGUCUUGGGUACUUGAGAUGACGGGCGCUUUUCUUGAAUGGGCUGACGUGAAUGUUAUAGCCGUGGAUUGGAGUAAGGGCGGUAAUACUUGGAAAUAUUGGCGAGCUGUUGCCAAUACACGACGAGUUGGUUCUGACGUUACUGGUUUUAUGAAGCAACUCAUGUCAGCAACUGGAGCCAAAGUGAAGGAUUUUCACUUCGUCGGUCACAGUCUUGGAGCUCACAUUGCAUCUUACGUCUCCUAUCAUAUUGGCAAAGUUUCUAGGAUCACCGGCUUAGAUCCAGCGCAGCCAUGUUUUCGGACAUCAAAUCGUGUUGAGCGUUUAGACGAUACGGAUGCAGAUUUUGUUGACGUUAUUCACACAAAUGGGAGACUGUUGCAGAAGAUUGGUUUUGGAUUACCUGAUCCUAUUGGUCACGCGGACUUUUAUCCCAAUGGUGGUAUGAAACAGCCGGGAUGUGGAAACAAGACAAAUUCAAUUUGGGCACGAUUGUUACCAAUUUCGCCGUCUAAACUACAACAAGCGAUCUGCAGCCACGGCCGUGCUUAUCUUCUCUUCACGGAAUCUUUGAUCAACAAUAAUUGCACUUUUCAAGCUCACCAAUGGAAUUUAACUUACGAAGGAGUCAAUGCGAGUCUGCUAGCUGCUUGUAACAGAUUGUCAUCUCCAUGUUCUGCGAUGGGCAUCCAAGCAGUGGGUGGGUCAGGACAACCACGAGCUCGAGGAGGUUACUUCGUGUUGACGUCAGAAAAAGAGCCUUACUGUCAGGACGAUCUUCUCCAUCCAUUGUCAGACUUAUUACGUGAUCUACGUCAAGGAUUCCGUCUUGAUCGGUCGCAAAAAGCAAUACCGAAGGUAACACCAGCCUACGCUGACCCUGAUCUUGAAGAUGUUACUACAACAACUGCUAAGAGUUGGUUACAGAAAUUGUUGAGUUUUGGUUAAUAUCUGUUUCUGCUACAAUAUCAUUUGAAAACUAUAAUUUGUAAGAAAUGCAUCUACUAAUUUAUUUUAGACUUUAGUUUUAAAAAUAAUUUUAAUUUAUUCUAUCAAUUUGUUUGGAUUACAUAAACGAUCUCUGCAAUGCUAUCUUUAACGCUGUUAUGUUUGUAUUGUAAUUGUUUUCGAAUUUUGUUCUAAU
This is a messenger RNA of Vanessa atalanta (red admiral), 2790 nucleotides long. Its product is annotated as pancreatic triacylglycerol lipase-like. The transcript has 11 exons. The record is from RefSeq and is a predicted model, not a curated record. Gene Ontology annotation, biological process: lipid metabolic process. Bases 1188 to 2594 code for a protein of 468 amino acids. NCBI's taxonomy places the organism in Eukaryota, Metazoa, Arthropoda, Insecta, Lepidoptera, Nymphalidae. Gene Ontology annotation, molecular function: lipase activity.